Molecule: messenger RNA, 1732 nt
Organism: Anopheles stephensi (Asian malaria mosquito)
Lineage: Eukaryota; Metazoa; Arthropoda; Insecta; Diptera; Culicidae
Exons: 2
Coding region: 72-1256 (394 amino acids)
Source: RefSeq, a predicted model, not a curated record
UUCCACAUCAUUGGUAUAAAAACAGACCGCAUGUUACAAGGUGAUCAGUUUUCAUUAGAACGUGAUCAGAAAUGGGUGAAUUUUAUAGAGUUUUGUUUACAGCCCUUGUUGUAGUGGUUAUCGCCCCACAACACCAGUGCAAUCCACUGUUCUUUUUUCCUCGUCCAAUACUAUCAACGACAUCUAGUGGAGGAACGACGACAGCUUCUAGCCCAUCACCAGCAGUCCAGGAAUCUAACGUGACAGUAGCGUUAGGAAAUCGCAUCAAUACGGUAACCGGCUUGGACGACUACGGCACCAACGUAAAUGGGCUAACGGUCAAUGUCGUUCGACGUCGGCGUCGUCGUGACAUUUGGAGCAUAUCUUCGGUUCUCGAUUCAAACUCCCCGAACGGAUCGUACAUUGCUAUCAACAAUCAGAUAUUCCCAUUGCCAGACAACUUAUCUAAUGUUUCACUGAACGUUGCAUCACUACCAAAUUCGCAACAGAUCCUCAACUUCUCGCAAUCUUUGCCCACAUCAUUCAUGCCGGCAAUACCGGAAAACUACAGCAACGCGUUCCAAUCGCUGGUGACCGGCUUUGAAACGCUACCACUGGACUUCAUGGACAACAUUGUUCGAUUACUCUCCAACGGCUAUCAGAACAGCUUCGGACAGCUUUUUCUCGAACGAAGCUUCGAACGACUCAAUCAAACGCUUGCUCGUGGCCAUGAGGUAGUUCAGGACAGACUUAACGCUAUUGCUAGUCAAACCGGACAAGGAUUCGAGCAGAUAAUAGCCAGAUUCAACGGUUCAUCAUCAGCGGUUCAACGGUGUGUCGGCAACAGUCUGAACCCAACAAACGUUGCCAGAUCUGUAGUGAGCAAGGGUUUCAAUUGCGUCGAUCGCAAAUGGCAGGAGCUAAACGAGCUGGCAGGAAACAUCGGGGAAGAUGUCGUCGCAGCGGAUAAGGGUGCUUCCGAAUUUCUGGCUAAUCUAACCACCUGCAGUGGGGCUAACUAUAACAACUCGGACCUGUCGACAUCACAACGAAACACAUUACGCCGUCAGUGCUACGUGCGUACGAUUGUUUCCUUCCCGCAAUCGCUUCUCUUCCUGCCUAUCUCACUGGCAAUUGACGGUACAAAGCUGUACGCUUCCAUAUCCGGAUUGGAAGCUGAGUUGGGUGCAUGUGGUGCUGAGGUUGCACUCGAGAUCGGCAUGACGGCAGCACAGAUCGGCACGAAGAUUGUACUGUGCCAAAUAUUCCCUUCGUAAAAUCGACACUUUAUGACGACGAGAAGCAUUCGCAAUAACGAUUCCAUCUUUCAAGUAGAGCCAAACAUAUCCUUAAACUCGAUUUCACCUAUGAUUGGAUGUUGUUAUAUGACCCCCUCUUAAAGAUGUACUUUCAACUUACCCAGCCUGAGUUCUCCAAAGUUGCCACAGCCGAUCUUUUUGCCAACGCGGAAGUUUGGGCCCACCAUCAGGACACCGGAGGACGAACUGACCGAAUGCCGUGCGGAAUACAUACUGCUGCCGCCUCUUGCACCACCGCCUCCGCCUCCACCGCCGCCACCUCCGCCUCCUCCGCCGGCUGUGUUCGAUGCUCCGGCACCGGGGACACCGCUGUUGAUAAAAGGAAAUAAGAAAUGCAAAUAGAAGGGAAAACAUUAGAAAUUGUUUACUUACAAAAAUGCAAAUAGAAGGUUACACCAAUAAAACCCAGACUUCUUUCAAGCAAGACAAAAUAA